Molecule: messenger RNA, 2224 nt
Organism: Scophthalmus maximus (turbot)
Lineage: Eukaryota; Metazoa; Chordata; Actinopteri; Pleuronectiformes; Scophthalmidae
Gene: cdkn1a
Product: cyclin-dependent kinase inhibitor 1A
Exons: 3
Coding region: 244-741 (165 amino acids)
Biological process (GO): signal transduction by p53 class mediator; regulation of mitotic cell cycle
Cellular component (GO): nucleus
Molecular function (GO): cyclin-dependent protein serine/threonine kinase inhibitor activity
Source: RefSeq, a predicted model, not a curated record
UCCGGGUGCGCGAUAGUAAAAGAUCACUUGGAGGAAUUAUCGAGGAGCAGCGUUGGAGUUCGGUCGCUGGGUCAAGUAGCAUCCGCCCUCAGGCUGGUUUUGUCUUGUUUUAAUCAUAACUCUUGUUGUUGUUGUGAAACUUGAAGUCAGAAACUACACCGAGGCAGUGGCUUCUUUCAACAAGUUGGACAUAGGGAGAAGUUUACCCGGACCGCACUGGAGUCAGCUGAUCACUGUAGAACGAUGGCUACGCACAAGCGGAUCCUGGGCACCCCGAGGAACGGCCCCGCUCGGCGAAGCCUGUUCGGCCCGGUCGACCGGGAGCAGCUGCAGGUGGAGUACCAGACUGCGCUGCGGAAAGACCUGGAGGAGGCGUCGCGGCGCUGGGGCUUCGACUUCACCUCGGACAAGCCUUUGGAGAGCGGCGGUUUCCAGUGGGAGGGAGUCCCGGCUACCGAGGUGCCGCUGCUGUACCGGUCCUGUGUGUUCGGUCUGGGACAGAAGCGUCGGAGGCUGGCGGAGGCAACGCUGACCACCAAGAGAGGGAGGAUGGAGCCGCCGCAGAGUGAGAAGGAGAACAUCCCCGGUACGCCAGAGAGAUGCGAGCUCAACCUGGAGAACCUGGAGAAAACGCCAGAGAGGAGAGAGAGUUCAGGGGCGAAGAGGAAACAGACAAACCUCACAGAUUUCUACCAGACCAAGAGAAGAGUCGUUUGGAUGCCACGCAAAUCUGGCGAGUGAUGCGCCGAUAUUCCAGGAGAACUUCACAGACAGUACUGCACUCAGGAAUACCACGUUCUGCACAGACUCUGCACCCUCGCUCACCACGAGGUCUUGAACCCAGUGGAUCAUGUGGAAACAGAAGGGACCUCAGCCACACAAGAUUACUAUAAGAUUAAUUAGGGUACUGUAUUCACUCUGAGGGGGUUGGUGUUUUUCCCAGUUGUAGGAAAGGGGACAUUUGAGCUGAGAAGAUUAACGGUAAUCUCUCGAAAUCAGUGGAUUUCUACUCAUUUGGAUCAAGGGGGAAGCCAAAGUGUCAACUGACAUUUCCCACUGUACAUUCCACAGUCUUGUCUCGGUUUCAGGGGAAUUCUGCAUUUCUAGAAAUGCAGAGAUGUGAUGACUGAGCAUAUAUAUAUAUAUAUGUAUAUUUGUACACUUGAAAAGGAUGUUAUGUUGGUUAACAUCAUGUCAUAAUGAAAUUGAGUCGUCUGUCAGAACAGAAUGAUUGAAUAUGGUAGAAAAUGGUUGAAGCUCCUUUGCUCAAAUCCACAGUUGUUUUUUUCUACAAUGUUCUUUGUUUAUGAGUAUCACAUAGACCGCUGUACAAAAUCAUGUUGUUGUUUUUCUACCAUCAUGUACUCCGAGGAUAAUGCUUGAAGAAUUCCGAUAUACCUUACAUGCGGUUGCUUCGCUUGGAUUAGAAAUGACAGAAGUGCCAUCACGUCCUCUUCCAUCCACUGUACGUAUGUUUAUUUGAUUUUCAAAGCAGAUCCUGUCCAAGGAAGUGCCCAGUCCCAACUCUGACAUGUGUACAGCACCAGAUCAUGUCGGUUAGGAGUGUCGCACCAUGUCCUCAAAACACUAUUUAGAUAUAUUUGUCAAUAGUUUAAUACAGCACUGUUAAGUAGCAUAAUCAUAAAUACACACAGCAGUACUGCACAAACAUCAGAUAGGUGGUACGUCCACAGCUCCCAGUAUCAAACCACGUGUUUGAAGCUCCACAACGGACCAUCAGAAAAAAAGUGUUCUCAGACGCAGAUGUAUUAUUUACUGAGUUUAAGCUAUGUGCGUCAUUCUUCUCCAAUUUAACAGACAAAGUGUUAUCAUCUGCCUCAAAACAAACAGUAUGUUGUUGUUUUUUUCAUGACACUUAUUUAUGUCAAUGUUGGCAAAUCCUGCUGCUAUGGGUAAUCUGAGUGGGUGUCAAACAAGGUCACUGAGAUGCUAAUCCUUCUGAACCGACAGCUCUGACAUGUUUGCUGCAGAAAGAAAAACCAAGAAAAAAAAAAUGAAGCUAAGCAAAUAUGAGCAUUACCCCAAACAUUGAAUGCACUUCUGUUUAAAGACGCUGGUCCCACUUAUUUUUUUUGUGUUUAAAAGCUACAAAUGAAAAGAUCUAUCCGUAUUUAUUGUGAGAUACUAUAUGCCUUGAGUUAAUUUGGGUUUUUGUUAUAAUUUUUACGAGGACUCCAAAUUCAAAUAAAAUGUUCAAAGUACA